This is a messenger RNA of Gracilinanus agilis (Agile Gracile Mouse Opossum), 783 nucleotides long. RefSeq names its product H-2 class II histocompatibility antigen, A-R alpha chain-like. Lineage: Eukaryota; Metazoa; Chordata; Mammalia; Didelphimorphia; Didelphidae. The transcript is spliced from 4 exons. Gene Ontology annotation, molecular function: MHC class II protein complex binding. Gene Ontology annotation, cellular component: MHC class II protein complex; membrane. The coding region runs from base 1 to 783 and encodes 260 amino acids. Gene Ontology annotation, biological process: positive regulation of T cell activation; antigen processing and presentation of exogenous peptide antigen via MHC class II; immune response. The record is from RefSeq and is a predicted model, not a curated record.
AUGAUUCCCAACAGAUACCUGCUCACAGGAACCUUCAUCUUGGCUACGCUGCUGAGUUCCCAGGAAGUCAGGGCCAUUAAAGCUGACCACGUGGGCACCUUUGGCACAACAGUCUACCAGUCUUAUGGACCCUCAGGCCAGUACACAAACGAUUUUGAUGAGGAUGAACUAUUCUAUGUGGACCUCAAGAAGAAGGAGACUGUGUGGCGGCUACCUGAGUUUGGCAACUUUGCCAAGUUUGACCCGCGGGGAGGAUUGAGAAACUUUGCUAUGAUGAAGAAUAUCUUGGACAUACUGAUGAGAGAAUCUAAUUAUACUGCUGCCACAAAUGAAGUUCCUGAGGUGGUUGUGUUCUCAAGAACUCCCAUAGAGCCAGGCCAGCCAAACACACUCAUCUGUUUUAUAAACAACAUCUUCCCACCUGUAAUCAACAUCACAUGGCUGAAAAAUGGACAGACAAUCACCACAGGUGUGAUGGAGACCAACUUCUAUCCCCAAACAGACAACUCUUUUCAGAAACUGAGCUACCUCACCUUCAUUCCUUCCACUGAAGAUGUCUAUGACUGCAAGGUGGAGCACUGGGGCCUGGAGAAGUCUCUCCUUAAACACUGGGAGCCCCUGAUACCAGCCCCUCUGCCAGAGACAACAGAGACUCUCACCUGUGCCCUGGGUCUGACUGUGGGCCUGUUGGGCAUCAUUGUGGGCACCAUCCGUAUUGCCAGGAGCAUGACUGGGACAGCUUCUCCCACCCUUGGCCUCAAGAGCCCUUAUGAGUCACCAUAA